Messenger RNA from Chenopodium quinoa (quinoa), 3045 nucleotides. Its product is annotated as LRR receptor-like serine/threonine-protein kinase FLS2. The transcript is spliced from 3 exons. The coding region runs from base 1 to 3045 and encodes 1014 amino acids. The record is from RefSeq and is a predicted model, not a curated record. Gene Ontology annotation, molecular function: protein binding. NCBI's taxonomy places the organism in Eukaryota, Viridiplantae, Streptophyta, Magnoliopsida, Caryophyllales, Amaranthaceae.
AUGGGGAACCCUGGACUUUGUGGAGAGCCCCUUCCAAAGAUUUGUCCGGGAGAUGAAGCAUUUAACGAGUCGCAUGGAGAAGAUAUAGAGCUCACUCAACAAGACAAAGAUGAUGGUGAAGCCAUUUUGAGUCAUGCCACCCAAUACAACAUCAAGUGCAUCCGUGAGGAAAGAGAAGCCUUACUUCAGUUCAAACGAGGAAUUCAAGAGGACCAUUGUGGAAUACUUUCUUCAUGGGAAGGGCAUGAAGACGAUGUAGGUUGUUGCCAAUGGCGCGGCAUUCUUUGCAACAACCUCACAGGGCAUGUCAUGGCCAUCAAUCUUGGUGGUGUCGAAGCUGGUAAUGACCAUCAUUGUCUAGAAGGUAGAGUGACUACUUUCCUCCCUAGGUUGAAGCAUUUGAAAUAUUUGGAUCUUAGCUUCAACAACUUCUUAGGCCAACCUAUCCCUAAAUUUAUCAGUUCCCUUGCCAAUUUAGAGCACCUUAAUCUCUCAAAUUCCGGCUUUACAGGGAAAAUUCCUCAUGAAUUUGGUAAUCUUUCCCACUUAACAUCUCUUGAUCUUAGUGAUAAUACAGUUGUUGUCAAAAGCUUGGGUUGGCUCUCCCGUCUUACUUCAUUGAGUGUCGUAAACUUAAGUGACAUCGAUCUUAGUGAAGUACAAGACUGGUUACAAAUAAUUACCAACCUCCCUUUCUUAAAGGUCUUAAAGAUGGAUAGUUGUUAUCUUCCUUCAACAAUUCCAUCUUCACUUACAUUUAAAAAUUCAUCAUCCACCCUUCGUUUCCUUAGUCUUGCUCAUAAUAGUUUUGGUGAUCCUUCGAUAUUUCAAUGGUUGUUUAACUUGAGUGGAGUUAGUACUCACCUAGUCCAUCUUGACCUCUGUGAUAACUCACUUCCAGGUUCCAUCCCAAAUGGUUUUCAAAAAUUGCAUUCGCUUUCAUAUAUCGACCUCUCUUCUAAUGCAUUUGAAAGCCAUAUUCCAAAUUACUUUGGAAAUAUGCAUUCCCUUUCACAUCUUGAUCUCUCUGCUAAUAACUUGAGCGGUUCCAUUUCAAGUUGUUUUAAAAAUAUGCAUUCCCUAUCAUACCUCGAUGUCUCUGGUAAUUCACUUGGAGGUCAAAUUCCUGAAAUGAUUUCGAGCCUAAAAUAUCUCAUUCAUCUCGAUUUGUCUUGGAAUAACUUUCAUGGACGCGUUCCAAAAACCAUUGGUAAGUUGUGUAGCUUACAAUUCUUGGAGUUAAGCUACAACAAUCUCACAGGAGAUCUUACCGAUGUCAUCCAAAUCUUAUCUGUGUGUUCUUACAAGUCACUGAGGUUUUUUAGUUUGGAAAACAACCAUUUUGGGGGGUCAAUUCCUAACAAUAUCGAAACGUUCUCUUUGUCGAGGCAACUUUAUCUCGAUGGCAACCAGCUGAACGGAACAAUUAGUCAAGGGAUUGCAAAACUUUCUAUGCUUGAGACCUUGCGCCUUUCUACAAACUCUUUGAUAGGUACUAUCUUUGACAGCCAUUUUGCAAAUUUAUCGAGUUUACGCAAUUUGUACUUGUCAGAAAAUCCUAGAUUGUUGGUUAAUAUUAGUGUUGAUUGGCUUCCCCCAUUUCAGCUAGACACCAUAUAUUUAAGCUCUUGCAAGGUAGGCCCUCAUUUCCCAAAAUGGUUACAAACCCAAACCCAAAUCUCAUGGAUUGACAUAUCAAUAGCCGAAAUUUCAGACAUUGUUCCUGCUUCAUUUUGGAGCUCGUUAUCAUCCAAAUUGGAGUAUCUGAAUAUGUCUCACAAUAACAUUCAUGGGAUACUACCUAAUAAUUUGUCGAUCACCCUUAGCGAACUCCCUCAGAUAGACUUGAGCUCAAAUUCCUUAGAGGGUGCAAUCCCUUCAUUUCUUGGAAAUAUUUCCUCAUUAUCCUUAAAUGAUAACAAGUUUUCUGAUGCAUCUUCUUUUUUGUGUCCAAAAAAUAAGAUGGUCCUUUCUAAUCUUGACCUCUCAAAUAACUUGUUAUCGGGUGAGCUUCCUGAUUGUUGGAUGUACUUCGAUAAGCUAUCAAUCCUGAGUUUAGAAAACAAUAACUUAACUGGAAAGUUAUCAGCAUCUAUUGGUGCCCUGAAAAAGCUCCAAGCAUUGCACUUGCGACACAACAACUUUUCGGGUGAACUACCCAUCUCCUUACACAAUUGCACAUCUUUGGUUCUCCUAGAUGUUGCAUAUAACGCGUUUACUGGCUAUCUACCUCAAAGGAUUGGGAACAAUCUAAAAAAUCUCGGUAUUCUCAGCCUUCGAAGUAAUAGUUUUUCAGGGGUUCUGCCUUCAAGUCUUUGUCAACUUUCACAUCUACAAAUCUUGGAUCUUUCACAUAACAACUUCUCAGGAAAGAUCCCAAGAUGCAUAUACAAUUUAACGGCCAUGACAAGCACAGCAGAUUUGUUGCCUGAUAUAUUAUAUCAGUACGAUUUUUCUGUACUAGUCACGUACUUUGAUUCAGCAUUUGUCAUGUGGAAAGGAAAGGACCAAAUCUUCAGAAAUUCUCUAGGACAAGUUAAGUUCAUUCAUAUGUCGAACAAUGUGCUUGAAGGCGAUAUUCCUGAAGGCAUUUCUAGUCUCAUCGGUCUUAUUUCAUUGGACUUGUCCGGCAAUAAGUUGAAUGGAAGUAUUACUCCCAAGAUAGGACUGCUGACAGCACUAGAAUUGCUUGAUUUGUCCAGCAACAAUCUUUCUGGCGCGAUCCCAGCAACUUUUACUAAUCUUAAUUUUCUAGGAAUGCUGAACUUGUCAUACAACCACUUGUCCGGAAGAGUUCCAACAGGCACUCUACUGCAAGGCUUUGAUGCCUCAGCAUACAUGGGAAACCCCGAGCUUUGUGGAGCUCCACUAGCGAUAUGCCCUGGAGAUGAACCACCUAACAAUAAUACAUGGAACGGAAAUGAUGAUGUCGCUCAACAAGAUGUGAAUGAUGAUCUCUUUCCAGGAUUGUAUAUAAGUGUGGAAUUUGCAGAAGUGUACUGUUCGAGAGUCAAGGAGAAGCUGAUACAAAUAGUACCUUUAUAA